UGGAUUUCCACCUCCGUAUUCGACGCUCAACUUCUCCAGCUCAAUCCCUCGGCACAUUCCUGAAGGUUCAGCACCAAUGGGGCCGUGAACAUGCCAUUGUCGAUGCCCCCAUCUUGUUCUACAUCUGUUCAUCAGCCCGCACACCAGCGUCCGCGCGCCCUCAUACCACGAGUCGUGCAUCUGGCUAGCUCCCGGAACUAGGCGCGACUGGUUGUGUCUAUUCGCCGCCCCGCGACGACUGAUGCCCCUUUCGCCAUGGACGAGACACCGAAACGCACAACUGGGCUUCCACGGCCGUCGAAGCUUCCCCAGGCGAGGCCAACUUCAAGCAUUCCGAAACCCACCUCCACGAUCCCUCGCCCCAGCUCUGUCAUCCGACCUUCGCCGUCCAGAGAUAGCUUGAUAGGGCCAAGAGAUAUAUCGAGCGAUGCGAAUACGGGGCUGAGAACCCCGAGACUGCGAAAUUCUAUCUCAAGGGAUCAAUUGCGUUCUGGGACUGGCACCGGGACCGGUCUUGGACAAGGGGCUACACCUAGGUUGCGAGCUUCGGUAUCGCGCGAUCAGUUGUCGCAAACUCGGCCCUCUAGGCUCUCUCUUGCCAAGCCUCUGCAAUCUACGACAGGCAGCUACAAUGGCGGCAGAAGUAGUGCCACCCCUCUGUCUCGUCGCACGAGCCUGGCCCAGAUGGACACGCUCGCCAAGGAGCAGGCGGAGAGCAAGCCGGCGGAAACAGACGGAGUGCUGUUCCGGCGGCGCCUGACAUUGACACGGCGGCCUUCAGAAUCGUUUUCGGAAUCGCCGUUGUCUGGACUGAACGAAGACGCCGUUGAAGUCGAGGAUAGCGUGUCUGAAUUUCCGACAGUAUCAACGCCUUUCAAGCCCAGACAAUCCCUCUCUGAGCGAACGAUGGAAACAUUGGCCAACAUUCCUUCUUCUCCAGCUUUGAGCAAGAAAUCAUCUUCCUUUUUCGAUCGAAAUCGGUCGCGCUCCAGGGCAGGUAGUACCACAUCGAGGCCCGGGUCGAGCUACAACUCAGACGGGUCCAACCGACCGCCGAGCGCUGCCAGUCGGCCUGGGUCACGACUUGGAUACCAGCAAGAGCCCAACUUCCGAGGGUCGACCUCAACGUACCACGCAUCGCUCUCCACCAUUGAUGGCACGCCACGGGCGAGGUCUUCAGGUCUGCAAGCACCCAAAACGCCCGCACUGCGCAAGACUACGUCAAGAGCCUCCUUGGGAUCAACGUCAAAGCUGCCUCAGUCAGGCGCGGCGACAACCACCAACUCUACGCCUACCACCGCCAGGAAGACUUAUGGCAUGCUGCCCCCCAAGACAGGUGCCAAGACCGUGGCCAGUCGUCCCUUGAAACCCAAGGUAUCUGCAGGCUCCCUAUAUAGAAAGCCUUCUUUACCGGCCAUUGAUCUGGGAGCGGCGAACAGCGAAGUCAAACCCGAUGAGAGCGAGAAGGCGAGCUCGGCUCGCAAGUCAUCAGCUGCAUUGAGAGAUCAGAUUGCGAAAGCAAAGGCUGCGAAACGGGAGGCUAUGAAGCAGUCUACCUCGGCGCAGGUUCCAGAUACUCAGACGGAAGAACCAAUUGUUCCCAGCGACGAUGGGUUCGACUUUGGUGUCGCACACGAAGACCCCUUCAAUCUGAAGAAGGGCGAGACCGCGUCUCAGAGGGUCUUGCAACAAAGAAUCGGCGCCGCAAGGAGUACAGGCCGUUUAAACAUCGCCGCAUUAAGUCUAAAGGAGAUUCCGGUGGAGGUGAUGAAAAUGUACGACCUGGAAAGUGUUGGCGCCAGCAACGGUAACUGGGCUGAAAGUGUUGAUCUGACACGCUUCGUGGCGGCGGACAAUGAGUUUGAGAAGCUUGACGAUUUCAUCUUCCCCGACUCAGACCCCAGCAGCUUCGCCAACGAGGAGGAUAGUGCAGGAAGUAUGUUUGGAGGGCUUGAAACAAUGGACCUCCAUGGCAACCUCUUGGUCAAUGUUCCCCUCGGUUUCAGGCGACUGGCAAAUCUCACAUCACUGAACUUGUCUUCUAAUCGCCUGCAAAACAAUUGCCUCGACACGAUUGCUCAAAUGACAUCCCUGAGAGAUCUCAAACUGGCCAAGAACCUGUUCUACGGGCCGUUGGCGCCCGAAUUAAGCAAUCUCACCUCUUUGGAGAUACUGGACAUACACGGUAACAACGUGUCUGCGCUGCCUCGAGGCGUCGAGAACAUGACCCGACUGCGAAUAUUGAACCUGAGCGGAAACAGCUUCGAGUCCCUCUCGUUCAGUCAGCUGGCCCAGUUACCGUUGACCGAACUUCUCCUGCGGAAGAACAAGCUCGCGGGCGCCCUCAUUGAGGAUCCUGUGGACAGCCUACCCCAGCUCCAGACACUAGAUGCAUCCGUGAACCAGCUGACCAGGCUGGUACCCCUGGGUGCCGCGAUCGAUCUACCGGUAUUGCACGCGCUGUCCUUGUCCGCCAACCGACUGCAAGGCCUGCCAGACAUGACCACAUGGACAAAUUUGCUCACGUUGACGGUCGAUGAGAACAGCAUUUCGGGGAUACCCAAUAGCUUCACAACGCUCGAAAAGCUUCGACAUGCUGAUUUCUCUGGUAACGACAUCCGGGUCAUACCGCCUGAGAUUGCUCGCAUGGACAACUUGACCAUGAUCCGGCUCAGUGGCAACCCUCUGCGGGACAAGAAGUUCGUGUCACUCGCCACGGAUGAGCUCAAGGAUGCUUUGGCAGCUCGGCUGGAACCGCCGCCCCCAUACCCCCACCAAGAGGCGGACUCUGAUGUUCCUCCUGGCGUGCCUGGCUUCCUGGCCGACGCAAAGGCCGAGAUGCGGGCCCAGGAGAGGUUGGAACAGCGAAAUGCAAGAUACGAUGACGAGGACGAGGACAGCGUCGACGAUAACUUUGCUACGCCUCCGACUUCAGCGCCUCACUCUCCGGUGCGGUCCCGGUCGCAGACGGUGUCGAGCCUACGCUCACGCUCACGUACGCUGUCCAAGGAAGUCUGGCCUGUCAAGUCGGGGGGCGUCCUCGAUCGGUCCAGGACGGACUCGUCAUCGCUCCAACCAGUUGUCUGCUCCAAGGUUGCGGCCGAGCACCGGAUCAAACAAGUCAUGCUGCACCACAACCUCUUUACGUCCUUUCCCGACUCUUUGAGCUUCUUUGCCGAAACCCUGUCGAUUCUGUCUCUCUCAAACAACCAGUUUGUUGGAGAGACCUACCUAACGGAGGACAUAGACUUUCCUGCGCUGAGGGAGUUGAACCUGGCCUCGAAUCGCAUCACUGGGCUCGAGCCGUUGGUGGGACACCUGCGCGCACCUCAACUGGAGAAGCUGGAUGUCUGUCUAAACAGAGUCAAUGGGCUACCAAAGACACUGACCGAAGCCUUCCCUUUGUUGAAAAUACUCCUGGCUGCCAACAAUCAGAUCACUGAUCUGGAGCCGGAGACAAUCAAGGGGCUCAGGAUUGUCGAUGUUUCCAGCAAUGACAUCUCACGACUCAACCCUCGCCUUGGCCUCCUCGGGGGCUCUGGGGGUCUGGAGAAGCUCGAUGUCAUGGGCAAUCGGUUCAAAGUCCCUCGAUGGAAUGUGCUCGAGCGAGGCACCGAGUCGACCCUGAGGUGGCUUCGCGGCCGCGUCCCUCUCGCGGAGAAGGCUGAAUGGAAGGGCGACAAUGGCGACGAAGCUUCGAGCGACGUCGAAUAAGCUUCAGUCUACUGUUCAGCGGCGUUUUAUGGCUUGGGUGCGUAUAAUCAACGAGUAAUUAGCCUUUGUGGAUCAUCAGGGUUGUAAGGCUUCUUAAUUUGUGGCAUUGGAAAGGUUGGCUGCCACAGCUGUGUGAGUAUUGCGCGAAGAUACCCGUUAUAUUAAUUCUGGAUAUUCAAAAUAUUACAAUUGAGUCAUUCGCUUCA
Molecule: messenger RNA, 3920 nt
Organism: Emericellopsis atlantica
Lineage: Eukaryota; Fungi; Ascomycota; Sordariomycetes; Hypocreales; Bionectriaceae
Exons: 2
Coding region: 256-3714 (1152 amino acids)
Cellular component (GO): plasma membrane
Molecular function (GO): protein binding
Source: RefSeq, a predicted model, not a curated record